AUUUUUGCGAACAUUUCAAUAUCCGACUUUGAAUUUCCUAGAUCAUGAAUGAAUGAGAAGACUUGUGCAGAAUUGGAUGGAUAUCGAUUGGGUGACUCAGAGAAACAGCAGUAGAAGAAAAUGGCUCACCUAAUAUAUCUCCGAUAAUGGUUGAUCGUGAACUUCUUCCACCCGGCUGGGAAGCCAGAUGGGACCCAAAUCAAAAUGCAUACUUUUUCAUUGAUCAUAAUACACGGCAAACGACAUGGAUUGAUCCAAGAUUGAAUCCCCAGAGAAAGCAAUAUAACAAUCGUUACCAUGGCAGUCAGCAACCAGCAGAGGUGGUACACCAAACUGUCACUGACCAAUCAAAUGCCAAGUUCGAGGCUUCGGUCAACGCUCUGUUGAGAGCAUUCCCACAGGCCAAUCAAGAAGUGGUCAGAGCAGUUAUAAAAAGCUGUCAGAACAACCACACAAGAGCCAAAUUGAUUCUAAUGUCCAUGGGAUUCAAAGAAACUAAUACAUCUGAAACUGCUAAACCAACUUCUGGAGGAGGAGCUCCACAACAAAUGUUGACUCCACACCUUCAGCAACAUAUGUCACCUCAAAAUCAACAAGGUGUACGCAACCAACACAGCUAUCCAGUCUCUCCGAAUCAAAGACGUUCAAUUUCUCCUCAGCAACGACGGUCACUUUCUCCUAACCAACAAUUCGAUGAGACAUCACAGAGUCAAUCCCCAAAUUAUCAGAGGAAUGCACGGUCCCUCAAUCAAGAAAAGCGCAUAAUCUCUCCAAUCCGCUCUGACAGGAAAUCAUCGCCAAACAGACAACCAGGAGCAUUACAGCAGAAUGAGCACGAAAGACUUUCUCCAAUCUACUCUGACAGGAAAUUAUCGACAAAAAGGCAAAGAGGGGCAUCACAACAGGAUGAGGACCCAACUCUACAGCCAAGGCGCCAUUCUUACCAAGCUGCUACAAAACCCUCUCAACAGAAAUAUGUAUCUGCUGCAGAAAUAAUGGCGUCUUCAAGGAAAAUAAGCCAUGAUUCACAUCAAACCAUUCACGAGCAAAAUCAAGCAGACGGACAAAUAUCAAACAAAAACCCUAUCAUUACCACUCUUUCUCACUCACUUUCCCCAAAGUCCUCAAGCAAACGCUCUUCAACAGACCAAGCAUUUACAACAAGUGACGAAAAUCAAUCUGCAGUUUCGCCCCAAGUUCCUAGAGAUAAUAGUUCUCAUUUCAGAGAUCAGGAAAUAUCAAAUUCUGAGAAGGCAAAACUGAAACAGACCCUGAUGGACCAGUUUCCAGAAUGUGAGUCUGAUGUUGUAGAACUGGCUCUGAAAACUACUAAUUUCAAUGCGUCUGCCACAGGUGUUUUACUGGAGACAUGGAAAAGAAGUGUGAAAAGAGAGGAAGAACAAAGAAGUUAUGGUGAUUACAAAAAGAGAACCGGAUCUGACAUAACUUCGCUUACUCCUGAUGUUUCCCCAACAACAAUCAUUACAAAACAGCCUGCUGCAUAUCUUUCAGAUCAGCAAAGCAAUGAAUCUUGGGCGAAUCAACAUUCGAUUGGAAACGACCCGAGUUCUUCAGAAAGAAAGAUAUCUCUCAAAACUUUGCUUGUGACAUCUCAAACUGCGUCUCCUUUUACCAGCUUGAUAAAGAGAAUUCCAGGAAUGACAUGUUGCUUUCUUCCUUACACUUCAUCGACAACCAGUCAAUUCACCUCAAGAGUUGUUACAUCCGAUGCUAUUCCCCAGUCACCUUACCGCACAGCGCCACAGGGACCUAACCCAGCCCUGCCUAAAGGUCCCAAUAGAUCACUUCUUAGCAAGGACAUUAUUCAAGCUACAGGUCCUGACAUGAAGCACAGAAGAGGGCCAGACCCUCUUAAUGUUGGGAUGAGGGUUGUUGCUGUGGGUCCAAAUCCAGCUUUGGUACAGGGUCCAAUCAAUGUACUGAAUGGACGUUCAAUGCUUGUAACCUCCUUGUGAUUCUUUGAAAGGAAUUGUUAAAACAUUAUUGUUCUGAUCAGAUGCUCAAUUAUUUGACAUGCAGAGAAAUAUCUCUCAGAGAAUCUAGACAAAAUAUAUGAAUUAUUAUCAUAAAAUACAUGUAUUAUAUAUAACAAAUAUAACAACUUUACAUUUUUAUGGAAUUCAUGGUGCCGAUCUUACUGUGUGAGGAUUUUUGGCAUGAUAUUCGUUCUAAUCGAUGUAAAAAUUAACUGUGAUUGUAUAUUCCUCAUAUCUUAUAUUUAACGUUUUCAGUCCUGGCUUGUAACUAUUUUCUUAAAAUUAUGUUAACAUAACAUCGUUAUUAUUGCAUCGUACUGAUUUUGCUUGUUAAAGGUCAAUUAAUAAUACAUGUAUGUCGUAGUUAUUGUUUUUGAAUGUGAAAAUAACAACCUUCAGUAAUUCAUGUU
Molecule: messenger RNA, 2407 nt
Organism: Saccostrea cuccullata (small rock oyster)
Lineage: Eukaryota; Metazoa; Mollusca; Bivalvia; Ostreida; Ostreidae
Product: mucin-2-like
Exons: 13
Coding region: 147-1976 (609 amino acids)
Molecular function (GO): protein binding
Source: RefSeq, a predicted model, not a curated record